This is a messenger RNA of Hermetia illucens (black soldier fly), 2425 nucleotides long. RefSeq names its product beta-galactosidase-like. The record is from RefSeq and is a predicted model, not a curated record. Bases 416 to 2356 code for a protein of 646 amino acids. Lineage: Eukaryota; Metazoa; Arthropoda; Insecta; Diptera; Stratiomyidae. The transcript is spliced from 9 exons. Gene Ontology annotation, cellular component: vacuole. Gene Ontology annotation, biological process: carbohydrate metabolic process. Gene Ontology annotation, molecular function: beta-galactosidase activity.
UUCAGUUACAUUUCUUCGCUGCGGUCGUGUAUAUUUUAUAAAUUCUGUAAGGUUGCGUGGUUCUCAAGUAGAUCAGUGGAUCUGUGCCGGGUCGGGUGAAUGUAGUGAACCAGGAAAAAAGAAGCGAAAAUAACAGCGCAGACAGCGUAUAACCGUGUGGGUUUCCUAUUAAGAAAGUGAAGUUCACUAAUUGGUUCAUUCUUUUGGAAUAAUUAAUGUUCUAGACCCCAAUGACGAGUGCAUUUCUGGGGUAUUAGUUACAAGUUUGGAAGUGCUCGCAAUCGACAACGGAGGGUCCCGCUGUGAAGUAGUUGAAAUUGGAGCGGAACAAACAGUAAUUGGGACCUAUUUUCUGGUCAGUGAAGUGGUUCAAUCCUUUCGAUAAAAAUACGAAAAACAGACCUUAUCGCUGAAAAUGAAUACUGUGAUAGUUGCAUUAUUAUGCAUACUCAGCCUCCGUAUAUGUUACUCUGAAAAUGUGGUCCUGACUCAGGGACGUAGUUUCACCAUCGACUAUGAUUCGGAUACCUUCCUGAAGGAUGGGAAACCUUUCCGUUACGUUGCAGGAUCCUUCCAUUAUUUUCGGGCUUUGCCUGAAACGUGGCAACGAAAACUUCGAACAUUGCGUGCAUCCGGAUUGAAUGCAGUAUCCACAUAUGUCGAAUGGUCGCUCCAUAACCCUAAGGAAAAUGUUUACCGCUGGGACGGAAUCACUGAUAUUGUACGAUUCAUAGAGCUUGCUCAGCAAGAGGAUCUGCUGGUAAUCUUGCGUCCAGGACCAUACAUUUGUGCUGAACGAGAUAUGGGAGGCUUUCCAUACUGGUUGUUACGAAAAUAUCCUGGAAUUCAACUGAGAACUUAUGAUCUUAACUACAUGCGAGAAGUCCAGACAUGGUACAAUAUAUUUCUACCAAAAAUUGCGCCACUUCUUUAUGGUAAUGGUGGACCAAUUAUAAUGGUUCAGAUUGAGAAUGAGUACGGAUCAUAUUUCACUUGCAACCGUAAAUAUAUGGAAUGGCUUCGGGACCUAACAGCACAUCAUGUAGGAGGCAACGCGAUCCUGUAUACGACCGAUGGACCCUCGUAUGUGGGUUGUGGUCACGUUGAAGGAGCCUUGGCUACAAUCGAUUUCGGGGCAAGGACUGAUGUCAAAGCUGCCUGGUCAAAGUUGAAACACUACCAGCCAAAAGGUCCACUAGUCAAUUCAGAAUUCUACCCCGGGUGGUUAACCCACUGGCAGGAGAAUAUGCAACGGGUAAACACCGACGCUAUUGUGAAGACAUUGAUUGAAAUGUUGGACGCAGGAGCGAACGUUAACUUUUAUAUGUUCUUCGGUGGUACGAAUUUCGGAUUUACAGCUGGAGCAAAUGAUGGUGUACUGGGUGAUUUUACCGCUGAUGUUACCUCUUACGAUUAUGAUGCCCCUAUGGAUGAAGCAGGUGACCCCACGCAAAAAUACCUGGCAAUACGAGAUGCUGUUAGUCGGUAUCUCCCAUUACCAAACGUAUCGGUUCCUUUACCAACACACAAGGAGAGCUACGGAAUUGUUAAGAUGACUGCAGCUGGAUGUAUGCUUUCACACGAUGGUCGCAAAUAUCUAUCGGAUAAGGUUGUAAAUUCUAUGAGACCUCUAUCCUUCGAAGCUCUCGACCAAUACUCCGGGCUGGUACUUUACGAGGCGGAUCUGCCAAGAUUGAGGAAGGAUCCAAGUGUACUCAAAAUUGACGAGAUUCACGAUCGAGCGUAUGUUUACUUAGAUCGGGAAUUCAUUGGCGUCCUGUCACGGCAAAGUAUGGUUCACCUGUUACCAAUUACCGCAGGUUCUGGCUCGAAGCUACAAAUCCUAGUGGAAAAUCAAGGCCGUAUCAAUUUCCAUGUGCUCAAUGAUUCUAAAGGCAUUCUCAGUGAUGUAAUCCUGGACUUAAGUGCAUACCCCCAACCUGUUAUUUUGCGGAACUGGACCAUAACCUCGUAUUCUUUAGACGAUCCAACCAAACUAAAGAAUUUCAUUGAAAGACCAUCACCAAGUAGUGGAAAACUGCGACAUCAUCGCAACCGUGAACUAUUACGAACUGGUCCAAUAGUUUUCCAUGGCCUAUUUACCAUUAGUGCAAAUCAAACAUAUGACACCUACCUAGAUCCCACAGGAUGGGGAAAAGGAAUAGCAUUUAUUAACGGUUUUAAUCUGGGACGAUAUUGGCCGGUUGUUGGACCGCAAAUUACAUUAUAUGUUCCUAAGGAAAUACUUAAAAUUGGAGAGAAUGAAAUUAUCCUACUUGAAUAUCAAAAAGCCCCUGAAUCAGGGGAAAUUCGAUUCACGAAUGUUCCUAAUUUAGAUGGUAUGUGGAUGGGAUAAUGUAUGUAGUCAAUGACCAAAUGUAAUAUUUCUGUAUUUUAAAAUAAAGUGUAACAAUAAUUGCUAGCC